AAAGAGUGACUAACCUAAAGACCACAGUUCACAUGAUGGCGCUGCAGACAUGGGUGUGUGUGCUGGCUGUGUCAAGUAUUCUAGUUCAAGAAUCAAACUCUCAACUUUAUGUGUGCGGCACAACCCCACUCAACAACAGAAUAGUGGGGGGUGAGGAUGCCCCAGCAGGAAGCUGGCCCUGGCAAGCCAGCCUGCACAGAUUUGGUGGCCAUGUUUGUGGUGGAUCCCUCAUCAACAAGGAGUGGGUGAUCUCCGCAGCCCACUGCUUUAACAGACUCAGUACCAGAGGUUGGAAAAUAUUUUUGGGACGACAAAACCAAAAGGGCAGAAACCCGAAGCAGAUAAGGAGAACCGUGUCUAAAAUCAUCAAACAUCCAGCUUAUGACAAAGACACCAAUGACAACGACAUUGCUCUGAUCAGACUCUCCUCACCUGUCAGAUUCACUGACUACAUCAGACCUGUCUGUCUGGCUGCCACUGACAGUGUUUUCAACAGUGGUACAGACAGCUGGGUCACGGGCUGGGGUACCAUCAAAGAAGGAGUCCCUUUGCCGUCCCCACAAGCUCUGCAGGAAGUGGAGGUUCCAGUUCUGGGGAACAGACAGUGUAACUGCCUCAAUGGGGUUGGCUCCAUCACAGACAACAUGAUCUGUGCAGGUCUUCUGGCAGGAGGCAAAGACUCGUGUCAGGGUGACGCUGGAAGUCCAAUGGUGAACAAGCAGAAGUCUGUCUGGAUCCAGUCUGGAAUUGUUAGUUUUGGUUUUGGCUGUGGUCGGCCCAAUCUUCCCGGAGUCUACACCAGAGUGUCCAGUUACCAGUCCUGGAUCAACUCCAAGAUCAGCACCGACAAGCCAGGCUUCGUCCAGUUCACCUCCAGUGGGGUGGAUGCUGACAGCAGUUACACCUGCCCUGGGCUGCCUCCCCCUGCCACUGCAGGUCCUGCAGUUAUCACCUCAUCUGGUUCUACAACUACAGCACCUGCCAUAAUUGUUACAACUACAGCUCCUGCCAUACUUGUUACAAGUGCUGAGGUGUGUGGAAGAACCCCACUCAACAACAGAAUAGUGGGGGGUGAGGAUGCCCCAGCAGGAAGCUGGCCCUGGCAGGCCAGCCUGCAGUUAUUUGGUGGCCAUGUUUGUGGUGGAUCCCUCAUCAACAAGGAGUGGGUGAUCUCCGCAGCCCACUGCUUUGACAGCUCAAACCCAAGGGGCUGGACAGUUGUCUUGGGCCAACAGAACCUGGAGGGUAGUAAUCCCAACGAAGAGUCCAGAACUGUUGCUGAGAUUGUCCUCCAUCCAGCUUAUAACAGCGACACCAGUAACAACGACAUCGCUCUGCUCAGACUCUCCUCACCUGUUGGCUUCACUGACUACAUCAGACCUGUCUGUCUGGCUGCCACUGACAGUGUUUUCAACAGUGGCAUUGACAGCUGGGUCACUGGCUGGGGUGCCAUCAGAGAAGGAGUGGCUCUGCCCUCCCCACAAGCUCUGCAGGAAGUGGAGGUUCCAGUUCUGGGGAACAGACAGUGUAACUGCCUCAAUGGGGUCGGCUCCAUCACAGACAACAUGAUCUGUGCAGGUCUUCUGGCUGGAGGAAAAGACUCGUGUCAGGGUGACUCUGGAGGUCCAAUGGUGAACAAGCAGAAGUCUGUCUGGAUCCAGUCUGGAAUCGUUAGUUUUGGUUUCGGCUGUGCUAGGCCCAAUCUUCCCGGAGUCUACACCAGAGUGUCCAGUUACAAGUCCUGGAUCAACUCCAAGAUCAGCACCGACAAGCCAGGCUUCGUCCAGUUCACCUCCAGUGGGGUGGAUGCUGACAGCAGUUACACUUGCCCUGGUCUACCACCCCGUGCCAAUGUUAUGCUUGCCUUUACUUCACCAACUGUUUCUACAACGAAAGCACCUGCCAUAAUUGUUACAAGUGCUGAGGUGUGUGGAAAAACCCCACUCAACAACAGAAUAGUGGGGGGUGAGGAUGCCCCAGCAGGAAGCUGGCCCUGGCAGGCCAGCCUGCAGAAUUUUGGCGGCCAUGUUUGUGGUGGAUCCCUCAUCAACAAGGAGUGGGUGAUCUCUGCAGCCCACUGCUUUGACAGCUCAAGCACUGUUGGUUGGAGUGUAUCCUUGGGCCGACAGAACCUGGAGGGUAGUAAUCCCAAUGAAGAGUCCAGAACUGUUGCUGAGAUUGUCCUCCAUCCAGCUUAUAACAGCGGCACCAGUAACAACGACAUCGCUCUGCUCAGACUCUCCUCACCUGUUGGCUUCACUGACUACAUCAGACCUGUCUGUCUGGCUGCCACUGACAGUGUUUUCAACAGUGGUACAGACAGCUGGGUCACUGGCUGGGGUGCCAUCAGAGAAGGAGUUCCUCUGCCCUCCCCACAAGCUCUGCAGGAAGUGGAGGUUCCAGUUCUGGGGAACAGACAGUGUAACUGCCUCAAUGGGGUUGGCUCCAUCACAGACAACAUGAUCUGUGCAGGUCUUCUGGCAGGAGGCAAAGACUCGUGUCAGGGUGACUCUGGAGGUCCAAUGGUGAACAAGCAGAAGUCUGUCUGGAUCCAGUCUGGAAUUGUUAGUUUUGGUUUCGGCUGUGCCCGGCCCAAUCUUCCUGGAGUCUACGCCAGAGUGUCCAGUUACCAGUCCUGGAUCAACUCCAAAAUCAGCACCGACAAGCCAGGCUUCGUCCAGUUCACCUCCAGUGGGGUGGAUGCUGACAGCAGUUACACCUGCCCUGGGCUGCCUCCCCCUGCCACUGCAGGUCCUGCAGUUAUCGCCUCAUAUGGUUCUACAACUACAGCACCUGCCAUAAUUGUUACAACUACAGCACCUGCCGCACUUGUUACAAGUGCUGAGGUUUGUGGAAGAACCCCACUCAACAACAGAAUAGUGGGGGGUGAGGAUGCCCCAGCAGGAAGCUGGCCCUGGCAGGCCAGCCUGCAGAAUUUUGGCGGCCAUGUUUGUGGUGGAUCCCUCAUCAACAAGGAGUGGGUGAUCUCUGCAGCCCACUGCUUUGACAGCUCAAGCACUGUUGGUUGGAGUGUAUCCUUGGGCCGACAGAACCUGGAGGGUAGUAAUCCCAAUGAAGAGUCCAGAACUGUUGCUGAGAUUGUCCUCCAUCCAGCUUAUAACAGCGGCACCAGUAACAACGACAUCGCUCUGCUCAGACUCUCCUCACCUGUUGGCUUCACUGACUACAUCAGACCUGUCUGUCUGGCUGCCACUGACAGUGUUUUCAACAGUGGUACAGACAGCUGGGUCACUGGCUGGGGUGCCAUCAGAGAAGGAGUUCCUCUGCCCUCCCCACAAGCUCUGCAGGAAGUGGAGGUUCCAGUUCUGGGGAACAGACAGUGUAACUGCCUCAAUGGGGUCGGCUCCAUCACAGACAACAUGAUCUGUGCAGGUCUUCUGGCAGGAGGCAAAGACUCGUGUCAGGGUGACUCUGGAGGUCCAAUGGUGAACAAGCAGAAGUCUGUCUGGAUCCAGUCUGGAAUUGUUAGUUUUGGUUUCGGCUGUGCCCGGCCCAAUCUUCCCGGAGUCUACGCCAGAGUGUCCAGUUACCAGUCCUGGAUCAACUCCAAAAUCAGCACCGACAAGCCAGGCUUCGUCCAGUUCACCUCCAGUGGGGUGGAUGCUGACAGCAGUUACACCUGCCCUGGGCUGCCUCCCCCUGCCACUGCAGGUCCUGCAGUUAUCGCCUCAUCUGGUUCUACAACUACAGCACCUGCCAUAAUUGUUACAACUACAGCACCUGCCGCACUUGUUACAAGUGCUGAGGUUUGUGGAAGAACCCCAUUCAACAACAGAAUACUGGGGGGUGAGGAUGCCCCAGCAGGAAGCUGGCCCUGGCAGGCCAGCCUGAAGCGAUUUGGCGGCCAUGUUUGUGGUGGAUCCGUCAUCAACAAGGAGUGGGUGAUCUCUGCAGCCCACUGCUUCUCAAGCUCAAGCACGGUUGGUUGGAGUGUAUCCUUGGGCCAACAGAACCUGGAGGGUAGUAAUCCCAACGAAGAGUCCAGAACUGUUGCUGAGAUUGUCCUCCAUCCAGCUUAUAACAGCGGCACCAGUAACAACGACAUCGCUCUGCUCAGACUCUCCUCACCUGUUGGCUUCACUGACUACAUCAGACCUGUCUGUCUGGCUGCCACUGACAGUGUUUUCAACAGUGGUACAGACAGCUGGGUCACUGGCUGGGGUACCAUCAAAGAAGGAGUCCCUUUGCCGUCCCCACAAGCUCUGCAGGAAGUGGAGGUUCCAGUUCUGGGGAACAGACAGUGUAACUGCCUCAAUGGGGUUGGCUCAAUCACAGACAACAUGAUCUGUGCAGGUCUUCUGGCAGGAGGCAAAGACUCGUGUCAGGGUGACUCUGGAGGUCCAAUGGUGAACAAGCAGAAGUCUGUCUGGAUCCAGUCUGGAAUCGUUAGUUUUGGUUUCGGCUGUGCUAGGCCCAAUCUUCCCGGAGUCUACACCAGAGUGUCCAGUUACAAGUCCUGGAUCAACUCCAAGAUCAGCACCGACAAGCCAGGCUUCGUCCAGUUCACCUCCAGUGGGGUGGAUGCUGACAGCAGUUACACCUGCCCUGGGCUGUCUCCCCCUGCUACUACAACUAUCUACACGUCCAAACCAACCUUGGCCUCCACUGCGUCCUCAGCUCGCACAGUGUGUGGGAAGAACACGGUCAGUCCUGGCAUAGGUCCCCUUGUUGCCGCGGGAACCUGGCCCUGGAUGGUUAGUCUCCAUAGAAACGGAUCACAUGUUUGCAGUGGAACUGUAAUCACUCAGCAGUUCGUCCUCAGCGCUGCCCAGUGCUUCCCCAGCUCACAUUUGAAUGUGAGUGACUGGACCGUAUACCUGGGAUACCAGCUGCUCCAAGUUUCCAUGAGCGUUGUGAACAUCUCACUGAGCAACCAGACAGGCCCCAAUGUGGCAGUGCUGCAGCUGGCUGAGCCUAUCAACUACAGCGACCUCAUCCAGCCUGUGUGCGUGGACCAGGAUGACGUGCAGGCCUUCCCCUCUGGCUCCAAGUGCUGGCUGGUGGGCUGGACUGGGAAUGGCUCAGCUAAAUCUGUCAUGAGCGAAAUGGAAACCAAUGUGACGAGCUGUGGGAACAUGUCCUCCACUGGGAACAUCUGCACCAGCUUCAUCAACAUCCAACAGGGAGACCAGGGAGGCCCGUUGAUGUGCCAGUCUGGCUCCUCCUGGUUCCAAGCAGGACUGAUCACUACAGACAACAGCAGAGCAGCACGUGCUGAGAAAAUACAGACGUUUGCCAUGACAUCUGUGUUUGGGGCGUUCCUGAAGGAGACAGUGGGCGAUAUGCCCUCCCCGGCCACCGUCGCUCCCGCCGUGGGAAAGGCAGCCCACAUCUUCCUCCCCCUCUUCUUCUCUCUCUCUCUCCCCAUUCUUUCCAUCUUCCUGCUUUCUGGUUGAUAGUUCUCUCUCUCCAUUCUCUCUAUCCUCCUGAUUUCUGGGUGAUGGUUCGUCUAAACAGCACAAGGUUACAGCACUGAAGUUGGAAAUUCCCCUACCAUUUGUAACCUUUCACACCACUACCAGGGAGAUUUGAUCUGGUUUGGUUACAUGUGUUCUACCAAAGACAAACAGAAGCACUUUUAACAGUUUGACAAUAUGAAGGAAACUAGGUUUGUUGUAGCAUGUGCUAGCCACAAUCAACACAUGGAAAUCAAUAGAAAUGUUGUAUUUACUAAUGUUGCCUUAAGAUACUGUAUGAACAUAAAAUGAAGUCUAGUCACUGAUUUGUGCAACCUCAAUAUGAAGAUAUUCUCAGUGGAGAAAUCUUACCGUUUGCAUAUUGUUGACUUUUGAAAGGAAUGAAUAAAUAAUUAAUAAUGA
Molecule: messenger RNA, 5840 nt
Organism: Hypomesus transpacificus
Lineage: Eukaryota; Metazoa; Chordata; Actinopteri; Osmeriformes; Osmeridae
Product: transmembrane protease serine 9
Exons: 26
Coding region: 33-5417 (1794 amino acids)
Biological process (GO): proteolysis
Molecular function (GO): serine-type endopeptidase activity
Source: RefSeq, a predicted model, not a curated record